This is a messenger RNA of Botrytis sinoallii, 2040 nucleotides long. RefSeq lists its product as uncharacterized. Bases 1 to 2040 code for a protein of 679 amino acids. The transcript is spliced from 2 exons. NCBI's taxonomy places the organism in Eukaryota, Fungi, Ascomycota, Leotiomycetes, Helotiales, Sclerotiniaceae. The record is from RefSeq and is a predicted model, not a curated record.
AUGGAUAUCACAGUCUCAAAAUCUUGGUAUAAUGGCCGCACCCUGUCAACUGAGAACUCCACCAAGAAUCGCAAACCUCAAAGCAAAUUAGAAACGGGAGCUCGGUCAAGUACAUCAUCCAAAGCUAGUGAUAACACAAUCACCGCCAGAGAUAAUCCUGCUCCUUCUCGAGUCACAACAAAUCAUGUCCAAUGUCUCGAAGGCCUCGCCAUUCAAGCAGAGCAUGAUCAGGAUGAAGAGAAUGAAUUUGAAGUCGAAAGUGAGACACUGGGCCAAAGAUUCGCGGGAGCGAUGACUCUUGAUGAAACUGUCAAAAAUUCUCCUCCAAAGCGCUCGCGAUGGCACGAUAUGUUCGAGUCUCGACACCGAAUGACAGCUCCACAGAGUACUGUCACUAAUGCCAAUCGAAAGAAAUCGCCAUUGAGUCUAUUUGGAAAUGCUUUGCCCAAAUGGACGCCGGCAAAUGGCGCUUCUAAUCGGAUGAUGGGCUCCAAGAAUGUUUCGAGUCCAUCAUCAACACUGGGUAAGACCCCCCGCUCAAAUGACACCAAAUUGUUCAGAGCAUUUCUGAGUCGUGGUGAUGGAGCAGUACCUUUCUUCAUCUCACCCACUGGUACCCAUCAGCAAUUCUUUCCGGUCUCUCCGCGCUCAUCUCGGAAUGCAUCUGUGGUCGUCCCAUCCAACACUCCUCGUGAAGGUAUUGCCGCUGUCGGUUUUGUCUAUGCAGCACAGCCAACUCAGCCAUCUCAGCCAUCUCAGGUAGCUCAGCCAUCUCAGGUAGCUCAGCCAGUCCAGGUAUCUCAGCCAGUCCAGGUAGCUCAGCCAGUCCAGGUAUCUCAGCCAGUCCAGGUAGCUCAGCCAACUCAACCAGCUCAACUAGCUCAACCAGCACCGCAACAUCUGAGGACUGUUCGAUCAAUGAACAGUUCCAGAAGUAUCAAUUCGAGGUCAACGGCCCACACGAGGACCGACACGAGUUUCUCUGCGACUACUGGUACUGACACCUGGACCCCCGCGGACCGUAGUUUCGACACUUCUGCCUCCCAAUACACAGGCCAUACUCGGAUGACAUCUGCAUCUGGAAGUUUUGUUGACAAGAGCCAGCACACUCGAAUGGCUUCUGCGUCGACUGGUUUUGGUAACUUUUCAUACCAUCCCGCCAUUUUUGAGGAUGAACAGAUGACCACUGGCCUCAUUGAUGAUUCAUUAACUGAAUUCAGCGACUUUAACCAAGUCGCCCCAGAGAUCCUCCCAGUUUCAAUGGACUACUUCACUCAAAGUAUAGCUGUUGCGCCGACAACUGCAUUUGCUUCCCAGCCUCCACUGAUGGUCAUGGAUAAUAGCAUGAUGAAUCCACAAGUCACAAUUCCGGAUCUCUCUCAUUUGGUAAAGAAGUUCCGUCCGACCAAUAUGCUUCUCCGUGAGCAAGGUAUGAUCCCAGACAAGUCUCGCCAAGAUACUAACUACGAGGGUGACGAGAAUCAUCCUGAUCUGCUUGAUCUUCCGGAACACAUCAACUGUUGCAUGUGGAUCAUCAACAUUCCAGAGGAAGUCGGAUAUGCUGAGUUCAUGCAGAUCCUUGAUUGUGGUGCCGUUGCUGCGCUUUCUAUGGUCAGACCUCAAAAUGGCCAUACUACACAAGCCGCCAAGGCGACUUUCAAGACCAACGCGGCUGGUGCGGAGCUUUACCGUCGUGCUCGCAACAAGGGUGGUCUUCGCAUUCGUGGCCGUAAGAUCAAGGUCUGGUACAAUGAUUACGGCGCAUACGAGUGGAAGGGCCCUGAGACUCGCUUCCUGGAAAUCGAAGCACCUCAACAACUUGAUGAAGCUUUCUGGCAUGGCUACUUCGGAAGUUGGUGCAAGUACAUCGUCAUUUCUGUCACUCCAAUGCCAUGCAGGAAGUAUGGAUUUGCAUGUACAAGGUUUGAAUUCGUUCGAAUUGCAGGACAGGCACAGACUUGCUACCAGGCAAUUCAGAAGGAUAUGUCAUUCUUAGGACAGGUGAAUGUCCGAUACGGAAUCGACUUUAAUGAGGUCUAA